CGGUAUUUAAGGGCUCUGCAGGGCCGCUGGUGGCUCAGAGCUUCUCUGGGUCGCUGCGAGGGUCGUUAUUGGGGCAGGAUGGCGUCAUGCUGAGCUUCCACUUAACCUUGGCCCAGUAAAUACUGGCAUUGAAGGAACCAUCAUGUCCUAUACCUAUCACUGAGAAGACACUGUCAAACUUGACCAUCAUGAUUUCCAUGAUAACAGAGCAAUUGCAAAAACAGAGUUUGGAGGAUCUGAAAUGCAAAUCUUUCAGUAUAAGCCUGCCAUUGCCUGAUCAACAAGACCCUGAGGGGUGCAGCAGCCCUUACCACUUUGUGUCAGAAGAUCGUUCCUGGGGACUUCUUAAUCACUGUCCACGAAUUGAACUUGAAGAUGGGGUCCGACUAGGCUGUCAUCAUCACUCCAGCUUGAGCCUCCAUUUCCCUGUUUUCAGCAGGGAAAGCUCUCCCCAGCGUAGAAGUCCUUCACAAGCCCCUGAGUCAGGAACUUCUGCUACUCCUCCAGCACCCCCUACUAAGAGACAUUGUCGCUCCUUAUCAGUUCCAGAGGAUCUAUCACGAUGGAGGCCAGUUUGGCGACCUAGUGGCUCUAAAGUAUGGACUCCAGUUAAGAGGAGAUGUAAUAGUGGUGGGGUAGGAGCAGUGCUUGGAGUGCAGACUCAAAGCCCAUCACAAGGGGUCUCCAGUCUCAGGUUCCAAAAUGACCCCAGUGCCUCUAUACGCUGCAUCCAAGCCAACAGUCCUCCUUUCUUCAGUCUGGCCUUGUGUAGAGAGUCACCAGGUCCAUGUACCCUUUCCCCAACUGUAUUUUGGGACAACACAGAAGGGCCAAGCUGUUUCCCAUUACAGCGCCGUUUUUCACUGUCGCCUGUACUCAUCAAGGAAGCAGGACGAUUCCUUCCUUCAACCAGCAGCUCGCCACCUUCCACGCCGGAGCUAGUCCGGCGGCAACAGUGUCUCACUCGUAGUCAAUCCCAACCUUGUGACUUGGACACCAGGAAAUGUGGAAUCAAGAGGAGACAUGAGGAGGAUACACGAUGGCAUCGUCCCUCUCUGGACUUCUACAAGAUGAACCAGAAUGCUGGUGCAAUGUGUUUCUUGGACAACUCUGAUGAAGGCAGCUCAUCUCCUUUUCUGGCCUGCCAUGGGGAAUCCCCUUGUACUUCUGGAAGUCCUGUCCCCAUCUGCACACUGGCACUUAGUGAACAGGAGAUAGGCAGGAGGGAUCAUCCUUCAUGCUCCCAGGCAAUGCUCUUCCAGCAUGACUUUGCAGACCUGGAUUUAAAUCUAAUUGAAGAGAAUUAGCUCUCAGGAAACACCAAUGUUCAAACAGGAUACUGAUCGUAAGGGAUGUCUGGGUGCCUGCUGCUGAUUACUGCUAAACGAACUGCACCAAGAACAUUCCACAAACCUUCUGACCUUCAAAACAGAUAGGAAUUGUGCCCGGGAAGAAGGAAAAGGAAGCUAAAUGUUUUUUCUUGUUCUUAAGGAGAAGCAUUUGAGCUGGGUCAGUUGGACCCCAUGUACACAUUUUCUUUUCCCAGCAAUAUUGCUGGAUAUGAGCUCUCCCCUUACAGAGUAACACAACUUUACACAAAGGGUGCUGUGGAUUGCUUUAUUUUUAUAUUGAUGGCUUUUGGAAGGAUGUCACUGAUCUACACUGGGGGUCACAUGCAGAGGUUUGAGUGUCAUUACAUUUUCUUGUUUAGGUAAUGUGACUACGGCUGGGGGGAGUAAACUAACAUGGUGGCAAAUUCUGUUGUGCACAAAGGCUGAAACCUCAUUUUCAAAAGAAUGCCCCAAGACAGACGAGUUGAGAACCAUACAGCAAAGGAAAUCAUACCCAUGUGCUCUAUAUACCGAACACCUUUUUGUUCUCUAAUUCAUCCUGAAGAAGGCUGACCACAGAACAAAAAUGUUUUCAGUUGUAGUAGGUGUGUUUGUAUAUAUCAUUUUUUUAUUAAAAAAAAUAAUUUGCCUGUGGCAAAUAUCCUGGAGGCAGUAGUUUAAUUUGUUCUUUAAAAUUGCUGGUCAGUUAUAAGGGGGCUUCCAUGUUAUCCUGAUUGUAUGUGUUUGUCUGCACUGCCACCAAAGUUCUGCAUACAGUGGUGGAUUUGACUUCCUUAGUACCUCAGAAAGUGGUUUUAAUUCCUCUCUUCUGUGCAUUCCAUACUGUUUUGAUUACAUAUGCUCUCUCACUCAUCCAAACCAUUCUGAGUCUUGGUGAUGUGUAAAUGAAUUUCAUGCUGUUACGAUUAAUUUCUUUGCUGCUGUGAUUGUCACCAAGGCAUUUAGAAUUGUUGCAGAUCUUCUGGCUCGGCUAGUGGUUAAAACCAGUUCAUUCUGUUUUAAUGUCAAUUUUUCAGUUCUAAAGUGUGUGUGUGUGUGUGUAAAAUAUAUAUAUAUAUAUAAAAUUAUGGGGGGGGAGAUAAAAAACUGAAAUUAAAUUCCUCCAUGUCUCAAAAUUAAAUCAAUGUAAAUAUUUGCAUAGGAAAUUAGUACAUCUAAGCAAGUAUCCCCGCUUGCUUUACCCCAGAAAUUCUUAAUAUGCAAUGUCUCCAAUGCACAAGAGAAUUGUGGGUAAGAUAUGCAAAUUAGGUAUGAAAAUUCUCAGUUUUUUUGCUUCAAAAAUACUGUUUUAACACAGCGAUCCUUUUAAACAGGACUAUGACAGCAAAUCAGAAAUCACUCACUAGACAAGCCUGUUUCGUUCUUUUUAGAACUCAUCAGUAGGAGAUAGAUUUCUGAUUGCUGCAUUAGAAAAGCUAUUUUCAUGGUUAAACCAAAAUUCAUUAAAAUUAUGGGGGGGGGGGAGAUAAAAAACUGAAAUUAAAAUCCUCCAUGUCUCAAAAUUAAAUCAAUGUAAAUAUUUGCAUAGGAAAUUAGUGCAUCUAAGCAAGUAUCCCCGCUUGCUUUACCCCAGAAAUUCUUAAUAUGCAAUGUCUCCAAUGCACAAGAGAAUUGUGGGUAAGAUAUGCAAAUUCUCAGUUUUUUUGCUUCAAAAAUACUGUUUUAACACAGCGAUUCUUUUAAACAGUCAUAUUCCUGUUUAAAGAAUUUUGGUUUAACCAUGAAAAUAGCUUUUCUAAUGCAGCAAUCAGAAAUCUAUCUCCUACUGAUGAGUUCUAAAAAGAACGAAACAGGCUUGUCUAGUGAGUGAUUUCU
Molecule: messenger RNA, 3167 nt
Organism: Bombina bombina (fire-bellied toad)
Lineage: Eukaryota; Metazoa; Chordata; Amphibia; Anura; Bombinatoridae
Gene: FAM53C
Product: family with sequence similarity 53 member C
Exons: 5
Coding region: 189-1307 (372 amino acids)
Biological process (GO): protein import into nucleus
Cellular component (GO): nucleus
Source: RefSeq, a predicted model, not a curated record